Trachemys scripta elegans is the source of this 4674-nucleotide messenger RNA. It is a transcript of the gene FASTKD2, whose product is annotated as FAST kinase domains 2. The record is from RefSeq and is a predicted model, not a curated record. Gene Ontology annotation, biological process: mitochondrial RNA processing; regulation of mitochondrial mRNA stability. Gene Ontology annotation, molecular function: RNA binding. Lineage: Eukaryota; Metazoa; Chordata; Testudines; Emydidae. The transcript is spliced from 11 exons. Gene Ontology annotation, cellular component: mitochondrial matrix; ribonucleoprotein granule. Bases 1968 to 4025 code for a protein of 685 amino acids.
GGUGACGGGGGGAGGGUCUGCCCCGGUCCCCGCUGGUGUGUGGGUGUGGUGGGGUGUCCCCGUGGGGGGCUUCAGGCCAUGAAGCCACGGGGCGUUCACAGGUGUCUCUGCUGGUAUGUGACGAUCAGGGCCCGUGUAUCGUGCAGCUGAGGUGCAGGAUCCACCCCGGCUGCCAUGGUGCUCCGGGCCCUGAGGUUUCUUUUAAGGAAGGUUAUAAGCCUUGUGACCACGAAGGCGUACGUUUAGCUUUGUAAAUGGCACAUAGCCGAAACAGCGGUGUCUGCCUGAGUCUGCAGGCAGCCUGAAACUGCACCUCUGAGAUGUGUGUGAUCUGCCCUGUGGUCAACGGUUGAAACCUAAAGAUAACUGCUUAAAGAGAACCGUUGCUAACUCUUUUGCAGCUGCUUGUGUUAACAGAAACAUGCAGUUAAUGGGGCAGCUGGUUGCUGAGUUAUGAAAAUUGGGGUUGGAGCCUCCCCCUAAAUCUUAAAAGUCCCCUCUGCAUGCAUCUGCAAAUGGAAAAGAGAGAAGUGCCACCCCAGCUACUUAAAUGCUCAACUGCUAUCUGUCUGCUAAAACUUCCAGGUUUUCUCCAUACAACUUCUAAUAUGCAACUGUAGUUUCUGCACAAUUUUUAGCAUGUUGAUAAUUAAAAAUUUGUCAGUAGUGUAAAAUCAAAACUUAAUAAAAAAGAAACAAUUCUAAUUGCUCUUAGUCUUCAUAUUUAACGAUAACACAUCUUUAAUUUAUAUCUUGCUUGAAGUUGCCGCAGAACUGUUAGUCUCACACAACAAAGGGCUACAACAUGGACUCCUUUCUGCCCUAAAAUACACAGAAUUCUGCUUACAAUUAUACCUUCAGUUAUAUCUCAUUAAAACAUAAUAGACUUAAGUGGAUUGAAAAAUAAAAAAAUGUCCAUUUCCCUUCAGAAAUUCUGCAGGUCUGAAAGUAAAAUCCCUGAAGAUUUCUACUGCCUGUACUGAAAUGUGUCUUCUACUUGUGACGUGCUGUUCAUGAGAGAAACGGAGUCCUGUCUGGCCCUAGUACAUCAGAUUGUUCCAUAAAUUAUGAGCUUUAAUUUCUCUUCAUAACAUUUGUAGUUAUUAUGUAAGUUAUGACAUCAGGCCCUGAUCAUACAUUUCUUGAACACCCAAGACUCCCCAUGAGUUAACUGGAUCCAUGACUUCUGUCUGCACCACAAAAAUGGAUGCAACCUUUGAUAGAAGCCCUUGGGUUGUGCAAAGAAAGGUGCAGGAAGCCCUUAAUAGUUAAAUGUAUGGUGUUAUCUUUUACUUGGUCCUGUUUAGUCUCAUAAUAUAGGUCUUCUAUCUGUCUCAGACAUUUCUAGAGGCUCCUAUCUCUAUGUUGUCUACCUGCUGAAUUUUUUGCAAGUGUCAGAAUUUUAUCACUUCUGGUAAAUCAGGAGUGGCGCAUGGCUCCGGGAGGCUUGGGGGAAAAAGAAAUCAGGAAAGUGAAGGUACAGACUUUGGACUCGGUCCUGUAAGUGCACCCAUGAGGACAGGCCUCUGUGCCAGUGUGUGUGGAGACCCAUUUAAAUCAAUUUACCAGUGUAGAUGCAAGAUCAGGGCUUAAGUCUGCCCAGUUUCUCUUCAAAUCCUGUCCCUCUUCAAUUUUACUGUGGAAUUGCAACAGUUUUGUGACCAUGAGACCCUGUGUAAUUGUGGAAUCAGAAGCAGAAGAUGCUCAUUAAUUAAUGACUGAUUAAAAAUGAAAAUGAACUAUUUCCAGAGCUGUCUGUUUCAGGUUCCCUCUGUAAAAGAUGUGUUGGUAGAUGUGGUAUUUUAACCUUUAAACCAAAAGCUUGUUAAUGAUUUUAUAAUUUUCAAUUGAUUUCACAGAUAAUGCAUUUUACCUGGUGUCCAAAGACCUGUUUCUGUGGGCUUGAAUCUGAUUAAGGCCCUGUCUUGUGAGCUGGCAUUUGAAAGCUGUUUAUAACAGUAGCAAAAAUGAACAAUAAAGUGGGUUAUUUGAUAAGGACAAUCAGACAUUUGCAUGUAUGUGGUUCUAAACUGGGUCCCAACUUUAGAACUACAAUGAGGACAUACACAUUAGGGAUCAGUAGAGGUAAGAGUGCCAUACAAAGUGUGAACCUGAGAAGAUUCCUGUUAAAUGUUCCUCCUCGGCGGCUUGAACCAUCUCUCCGAUUGCUGUCUCAGGGGGUGCCUGUUUAUAGUAAAGGAGAUGCCACUGUACAAGAACAGAAUGCUACAAAGACUCUAUUAGAUGAACAUGUGCAAAGUUCAUCUAGUGCCGUGGACCCUCUAGAAGAAGAUAGAAGUGUUGUUGAAGAGAAUCUGGUAGUGAAGAGCAAAAGGAGUCAGUCACAGCAGUUCUUUGAUGACCUUCAAAAAUGCACAUCUCUCUGUGAUGUAUUAGACCUAGUUUCAAAGUAUGCUAUUUCUGAGAAGCAUUGUAGUUCUUGUUUUAAUGCUAUGUGGAUGCUUACCAAAAAGCUGUCCGAAGACCAGAAGCGUUAUGAGAAACAACUGAUGGUCGAGCAUCCUGCAUUUAUGCAGCUAUGUCAGUCUCUGAUGAAAAAUUCUAGGAGCAUGUGGUGUGAUGACUUGGUAUACAGUCUACAUGCUGUGGUGAAGCUAGAGUUACCCCAGAACACUCAACUUGUUCAGACUUUGCUGAGGGUCUGUCAGGAGCGCCUCAAUGAUUUUGAUGACCGAUGUGUCGCUGUUCUGGCAGCCACCUUGGCAACCAUGGGAAAAAGCAGAAAUGUGGAUGCUCUUCAAGCCGGAUUACAGUUACUGGUGGAGCAGCGAAUUCCAAAGAUCAGUAACAUUUUUAUGUUGCAAAGCUUGAUGAAAUGCUUUGGGAAAGAUGCCCCACUCUCUCUCAAAAGGAAAUUUGAGGAUAGAGUUUUGAGAGAGCUGGACCACUUGACUCCUGUGAAUGCUCAAAACAUGUUUAGUGCUCUGGCUGCGAUGAAUUACUGCUCCAUCGUAAUCCUGGAUGCCUCGAGUAACAAAAUCAUUGAGAGUAUCCAUGGUUUUUCAUUUUGGCAGCUAAUCCAUGUUCUGAAAUCAUGCAGCAUCCUCCGGUACCGCAAUGUGGUUCUGUAUUCAGCAAUAGCAAACUACGUGACUUCCCACAUCUCCAUGUGGGACACUAAUCAGAUUGCCCUGUUUUUGUCUGCCUUCGGGGGACUUCGCUUUCGAUCUGUUGAGCUGAUGGAUAUUUUGGCUGAGAAGGUGACAAGUCAUCCUGAAUCCCUGGACCUGAAGUAUAUUCUAGGUGUUCUCCGGGUGUAUUCGCUUCUCAACCAUGUUCCCAAAUGCCAAAAUCAGGAGUUCCUGGAGUCUCUCAACGGUGCCUUGAAUAACUACCUCACCAGGAUUUCUAAUGUGGAUCUGCUGAAGGCAGUGUAUUCAUUUUGCAUUUUAGACUAUUUGCCCCAGCCUGCACUUAGUCAGCUCCUGCAAGAGGACAACCUCAACGAGUUACUAAAAUCAGAUGGCCUCAACAAGGAGCAGAAUGAAAUGAUGGUGCACUGUGUGAACGUGUGUCUGGAACUUGAUAGUCCUUCAUUCACCAAACCAGCAACUGUGUUUAUAAAGAAACCCUCACCUUUGGUUUCUGAUCUCCCUGAGGUUCAGAUGGCUCUGCUGAAACUUCUGGGAGAUGAGCGUAUGUUUCAGCAAAACAUCCAACUGCCAUAUGAUUACAACAUUGAUUUUGAAAUCAAAAUGGAUGCAGACAGAAAAAAAGUGCUUCCAGUAACUGAAGUAGAUGAUCCUGCCGAUGCUCCAGAUGUUCAAAGAGUGGCUAUUCUCUGUGCUUCUCCGUCUGCUUUCUGUUUUGGCACAAGACACCCCCAAGGCAAGCUGGCAAUGAAGAUGAGACAUCUGAAAAAACUCGGCUAUCAUGUGAUACUGGUCCACUACCAGGAGUUUAAAAAUCUGAAGAAAGAAGAAGCAAUUGAGUGUUUGAAGGGAGAAAUCUAUUCAGCAGAUGCUUUUCCUGUUUCUGAUGUGAAUUUGCAGGAUACUAUUUAAAAUGGACUGGGAACUUCAGAUCUCCUGCUUUUUUCCCCAUCACAGACAUUCACAAGAAGAAGGAAGCGGUUUCAUAUAUUCCUGAAAAAUGCCUGAAGACAUUGUACCCUGUAGAAAGUUUGUAAAUUCAACUAUAUCUACCAAAGGAGUUCUUUAGCAAAUAACUGCUUCUAUUGCCAAGGCUCCUUAAACAAUAAUUGACUGCAUUUAAAAAAAAAAAAAAUUGAAAAUCUCAAUUUUUUUUUUGUUUAAUUACAUAUAGGCUACUCCAGUGGGCUAAACUUCUCAUGUGUUCUUGAACUGGGGAAGUGUAACAAUCUUUCAGAGCAGUUGGGACUAUGACUGCUUUCACUGUAGUGAGAGUGGAACAACAUGAGUCAGUCCGUCAUUAGCUUUCAGUAAGAACUCCAGCCAGAAAAGCAGUAAAUCAUUAGAUAUUGACUGGAGUGGAAAAUCGAAACUCCCAAAUCUCUGGACAAGUUUGUAACUCAAAAAAUAAUUUUCUCGUCUUGUUUUCAGAAGUCUGGGAAAGCAAAUGAUUCUUUAUUCUCCAUGCUUCUUCAGUCUCAAGCUUUUCCCUCUGUUAUAAAGCGCUCUGAGACUCAUAGAUGUAAGAUUGUCCCUCAUAUAAAUUGCCUUGUAAAUGUCA